Messenger RNA from Lactuca saligna, 2151 nucleotides. NCBI's taxonomy places the organism in Eukaryota, Viridiplantae, Streptophyta, Magnoliopsida, Asterales, Asteraceae. The record is from the annotation of a GenBank genome assembly.
AUUGUACGCUUGCUUCUGGUUUUUGAUAAUGCUUGAUAGCGUAACGAAUUUCGGACCACAUUGGGUCUUUUCCGAGAAUUCUAUUUGAAGUGUAGAAUCUUUGUUGACUUAUGGGGUUUUAUUAGUCGAAUCUUUUAGGGGAUUUUCGGAAGAAAAAUGCCUGAAAAGAUAGGAACUUUGAGUGUGGAUAAAAUGGAGGAAAGUAAGAAGAAAGAAGAUGAGAUUGAGAUAAGAGGGUGUUGGAUUAAGUUCAGAUUCUUGGGGAGAUGCAUUUCCACAAGGUCCAAAGUGGAGAACUCCAUUUGUGGGAAUAGCAUUCCAUAUGUUGAAAGUAAAUCUACAAACAAUAAAAUUUUGGAUCGACCCGUUGUCCUCCCGACUUUAUCUACAACCACUAGCAACACGGAAAGCACUCCAUCAACUCCAAAUGCAACCGAGGAUCUAAAAAUUGCAUCACAACUUAGAAAAUUCAAUUUCAAUGAACUUAAAUCGGCUACAAGGAGUUUUAGACCCGAAAGCCUUCUUGGUGAGGGUGGAUUUGGUUGUGUUUUCAAAGGAUGGAUCAAUGAGAAUGGGACAACACCUGUGAAGCCCGGGACAGGAUUAUCCGUUGCGGUCAAGACUCUCAAUCAUGAUGGACUUCAGGGUCACAAAGAAUGGCUCGCGGAAGUUAAUUUUCUUGGUGAUCUUUUGCAUCCGAAUUUGGUUAAAUUGAUCGGUUAUUGCAUUGAGGAUGAUCAAAGGUUGCUCGUGUACGAGUUUAUGCCUCGUGGAAGCCUUGAAAACCAUCUUUUUAGAAGAUCAUUGCCACUACCUUGGGGGACUAGAAUGAAAAUUGCUCUAGGUGCAGCAAAGGGUCUUGCUUUUCUUCAUGAGGAAGCCGAACGACCCGUUAUUUAUCGAGAUUUUAAGACAUCCAAUAUUUUACUAGAUGCGGACUAUAACGCGAAGCUAUCUGAUUUUGGACUUGCUAAAGAUGGUCCCGAAGGAGAUAAGACACACGUAUCGACUCGUGUGAUGGGAACUUAUGGUUAUGCUGCACCCGAGUAUGUGAUGACAGGUCACCUAACAUCAAAGAGCGACGUAUAUAGUUUCGGAGUAGUUUUACUCGAAAUGAUAACGGGGCGAAGAUCCAUGGACAAAAACCGACCCACCGGAGAACACAACCUUGUAGAAUGGGCAAGACCAUAUCUAGGAGAAAGACGGCGGUUCUACCAAUUAAUGGAUCCACUUCUCGAAGGUCGAUUCUCCGUUAGAGGUGCACAAAAAGCCGCUCAAUUAGCCGCGCUUUGCUUGAAUCGUGACCCGAAAGCUCGACCCUUAAUGAGCGAUGUUUAUGAAGUUUUGAAACCACUCGUGAAUCUUAAGGACAUGGCAUGUUCGUCGCCGUAUUUUCAGGCGGUGCAUAUGGGCGGCAGUCAGGGCGGUGGAAGUGGUGGAGGAGGGUUUAAAGGGCAGGCGAUUCGCGGCCUUUCGAUUCCGGGCUGCCCGUAUGUGUCUCCACAUCGCCGUGGUGGUGAUCAACUUUGUCGGUCUCCGAAACCGAGUUGUGCCACCGGAAAACCACCAAGGACCACCGGAACAUCACCGCUGCCACCACCCAUUUACCCUCUUACCAUCGCCGAUCAACUCACCAACCACAACCCUUUCCUUCCUCCCUCCCUCUGGUCAAACCCUUCGAAACAGGAAGAUGAAAUCAGCGAAGCUGCAAUCUCCACCCACCGCCACCGUCUUUGCCUUCUUGUUUCGCCACUGUUGAUGAAAGUCCGACCACCACUUUAUACCCCCUCCUCUCGACUGAAAAUCACCACCAAACACCACUCCCAUUCGAUUUCUCCACUGAUUUCGACCAGAACCCAACCAAAAACGAGGCCGAAGGAACCUCCGACCACCAUAGCAGGUAACCGCUGCUGUGGGACACCGCCGCCAAUAGCUGCUGUUUCCGCCGACCCUCUCCAACCAGUCUCGUCACCCCUUGCGACCUGUGUAAGACCGAUUCUACACUGUGAGAGGAUUGUUUUCCUAUUCGAUCAAUCAAGAGGAUCAAUUACAGUCGUUUCUUACCUGCAACCGGAAUUUUGUCGAAAAAUGGCGUUGUCAUCUUCCUCAAUCUCUUACCAGUCUCGUGCCUCCCUCCUUAUGGAUUUGUAA